This is a messenger RNA of Callithrix jacchus (white-tufted-ear marmoset), 2266 nucleotides long. It is a transcript of the gene RAB40AL, whose product is annotated as RAB40A like. The record is from RefSeq and is a predicted model, not a curated record. Gene Ontology annotation, biological process: intracellular signal transduction. Gene Ontology annotation, molecular function: GTPase activity; GTP binding. Lineage: Eukaryota; Metazoa; Chordata; Mammalia; Primates; Cebidae.
CACUGAACCUGAAUCCCAGUUGACAGACCAGUAAACUCACCCCACAGGACCUGGGGGAGGCAGCAGCUGACGGAAAAAAAACCUCAAGUGAUGUGGCUGAAUACUGCAUGAUCUGAAGACUCUUCACUGAGGACUGCGGACUGCUGUGUAAAGAUGGUAUGGUCAACCCCAUUUCACAGCUAACCAAGCUCAGGCUCACAGAGCCUAAAUCACUUUUCCAAAAAAAUAGGCCCAGCACCGCCUCUGCACACAACCCCACGGGCCUGGCUCAGGAGGGGGCCGGGGCCAGCACGAUGAGCGCCCCAGGCAGCCCUGACCAGGCCUAUGACUUCCUGCUCAAGUUCCUGCUGGUGGGUGACAGCGACGUGGGCAAGGGUGAGAUCCUGGAGAGCCUGCAGGACGGUGCGGCCGAGUCCCCGUACAGCCACCUAGCGGGGAUCGACUACAAGACGACCACCAUCCUGCUGGACGGCCAGCGGGUGAAGCUGAAGCUCUGGGAUACGUCGGGGCAGGGAAGAUUUUGUACCAUAUUCCGCUCCUAUUCUCGUGGUGCCCAAGGAGUGAUCCUGGUGUACGACAUUGCAAACCGCUGGUCUUUCGAGGGUAUGGAUCGGUGGAUUAAGAAGAUCGAUGAGCAUGCCCCUGGUGUCCCUAAAAUCCUGGUGGGGAAUCGCCUACAUCUGGCAUUCAAGAGGCAGGUGCCCAGGGAGCAGGCCCAGGCCUACGCCGAGCGCCUGGGUGUGACCUUCUUUGAGGUCAGCCCCCUGUGCAAUUUCAACAUCAUAGAGUCUUUCACGGAGCUGGCCAGGAUCGUGCUGCUGCGGCACAGGUUGAACUGGCUCGGGAGGCCGAGCAAGGUACUGAGCUUGCAAGACCUCUGCUGCCGCGCCAUCGUGUCUUACACACCCGUGCACCUGGUGGACAAGCUCCCGCUCCCCAUUGCCUUAAGAAGCCACCUCAAGUCCUUCUCCAUGGCCAAGGGCCUGAAUGCCAGGAUGAUGCGUGGCCUCUCCUACUCCCUCACGGCCAGCUCCACUCACAAUAGGAACAGCCUCUGCAAAAUGAAGAUCGUCUGCCCACCCCGGAGCCCACCCAAAAACUGCACCAGAAACAGCUGCAAAAUUUCUUAAGAAAGGCACCAAAAGGAAACAAGCUGGAAUCGCUCUAGGAAAAGCUCUGAAUGGUUACACCUGGAAGAGGGAAGAUGCAUUCAAGAUUCAAGAAAUACGUUUUCAGUUUCUCAUGGGAAUCAUGCUGCUUGGCAAUGUGUGUGAUGCCUUCCAUUAAUAACAGCACGAUAUGCAGCUGGACUUUGAAUUUCUACGUGGAUGUGCAUGUGUUUCUAAAGGGAAAAUUAGUACUCUGCUUAACUCUUGAUAACAUGAAAUUUUAAAUGUUAUUUAUAUCAUAAUCACACUGCAACUUUUUCCGUAAAAUAACCACUUUUGUAAGAAUGUUGAUAUGGCAAUGAUGAGUAUAAAUUCAAGGGAAUUUGAGAAGCAAUGAUAGUGAGAUAAUUCAGAGUCAUCAGUAUUACAAGAGGCGCCUUUUUGUAAACCUGCUUUUUAAUGUCAAAGCACCAAUUUAUAAAACACUGCAGAUGCACAUAGAGAUUAUACAUAACAGAUCUGUCCAGUUUGUGCAUGAAAUGGAUUUGAUAAAGUUUUUGCUAUGUUAUUUUACUACAUUUGGGGAUUAAUAAGUGAUUUAUAUGUAUGUUUUUCUGUAAAUCUACUUUUUUGUACAAGAUAUUCCAAGAUAUGAAGCUAAGGGAAGAAAACACCAAAGAUAUCUCUAGUUACGUUGAACAUAGCCAACAUGGUUUUAAUGAAUCAGUAAGAAAAAAGCCAUUUCAGUAAAGAAUGAAAUGUUAAGAAAUGUUAAUGAAAUGUUAUUUAAGAAAAUGUUUCUUAACAGUAAAAAGGCAUAUAUUUUUCUUUUUUGGUAAAACAAAAAGAAAAAGAAAAAUAUGUAUAAUGUAAACCUGCAAGAUGAGGCUUUGCAGAAAAACAAUGUGAUGGAACACAGGCAGGGAGGCCCAUUAUAAGGCAUUAGGUGAGUCAUUUCUAAAUGUGCUGGCCAGUUUUGAUUAACACCUCACAGAUCAAUGUAGAAGUUAAUGAGAUCCCGUCUGGGAAAGCACUUCUGAGACCUUAGAUGGGAAGGAAGGGAAAGUGAUUUCCAUGUAAUUACUUUUCAGUUUACACUGUGGAUUAUUAUAAUAAUCAAUAUUGGAUGAACUGAGUAAAUAUAAGUCCUUGUACUC